AUGGACAGACAACGGCUUCGCCCACGAGCGUCGCACCUUCUUCCGCUAAUAGCGUGCAUACAGACUCCUCCGUACGGCCGAGGAACCGGAAAUGCCGCCGGAAACACACCAGCAACGACAUGCACGGAAGACGCACCGUGGCGAUCGAACCAUCCUGUGCAGCAGAUUCAGGACGGACAAAUACAAGAAAUUGUUUACACAGAAGUGUUCUCCUCACAGAGCGGAACCGAGACGCUGUAUAGCACAACCACGGCGACGACGGUGGUCACGGUCGGCAAUUGGCCUACGAACGCAGCUUGGGGUCAUGGACCGCCAGGAUGGCAUGGAGAUCUGCCAAGUGAUGGGGCUACGUCGACGCCGACGGAUUCCUCCCCAGCAACUUCUCUAUCAAGCAGCAUCUCCACUUCUGCUCCGACUUCGAGCGCCACGGCCACUAUGUCAACGAGCCCUGUAUUCUCUGCUGCCGCUAUCAGCAGCACUAGCCAGUCCUUCAGCAGUACUACGUCAGCGAGCCAGACGCCCAGCACUUCUGGCUCGACCAGUGCAAUAUCAGCAGCUUCUCAGGCACCAACGAGCGUACCAGAUAGCUCUUUGACAUCUCUGACAACGUCUGAAGUGCAGUCGGCAACACUCACGCUUAACCGAACUACGUCGACAUCAGUCAUCACUUCGUUGGAUACCGUUGGCAACCCAUCGUCGCAGCCAUUUCAAACGUCGAUCGCCAACGCAACGUCAACGCUCUCGCUCAUCAACACUUCAACAUUGAGUAGUCUUGGUCCCACGGCGACUGCGAAUGUCACAGCUAUCAACGCCAAUGAUAUCUUCCAGGCCAUUGCCACAGACGCACCGCCAUCACAGAUCACCUCGAGAGCGGAUCACCCUGUCCCGACACUAGGCAUCCAGCAACAACAAGAAAGGCUAGAGACCAACAAGUUUUACGCCAACUUCUUUCUUGGUGAUCAAGCUGCUGGUACAUGGACACAUCCGUACUCUGUUUCGUGGUCGAAAGGUGCUGGUGAGACAAAGAGCUGGGGUCUGGCUAUUAGUCACAUUGAGCGAACGCAGCUGGCUGAGGGCUCCAAAGAUCCUUCAAAAGAUGCAGGCGAUGCAUCAUUCUUCGCUGGACCAAUCGGACUACAGUCAAUCGUGCUUUCUGCUACUGAGCUCGCAGGUAACACUCAGCUUACUACGGACACCUUGACUGGAUUCUCGGCCAACGUCAAUUUGCUUGCAAAUUCUGGUGCGAGUCCGGCUAUUACUUUCCCGCUGGUACAAGGCAUGGCCUUCGUGACUGGCCUAUACAGUGGCGUGACACCGCUUCUCGAAUCUGGUAGUGUGAUCCAGACGCUCACAUACGUCGGGACAGUGAUCAAUGGGCAGACGUACAAGUAUCGUGCAGCACUCAACGAUGGCUUCAACUGGGUCAUCUACAUUACCCCGUCGGUAUCAGGCUAUCAAACGACCUCCUUCACUCUGCUCUCUUCUGGCGAGAUUCAAGGACCAUCUGGCUUUGCGGGUUCGAUCCAAGUAGCGAAAGUGCCCGGCGGAUCUCAGGAUGCGGAGUCCGUCUACGACGCUUCUGCUGGUGCUUAUCCGACUGGCGCCAACAUUAGCGGAUCCGUACAAGGUACUGCUGGGAGCUACACUCUCUCGUGGUCGAAGGGUGGUAUCCAAAGCCAGAAGCUACUGAUCUUCGCACUCCCGCAUCACCUGGAGACUUUGUCGUACGGGUCUGGAGCUGGCAAGACUGAUGUCCAACUCUGGACCACUACCAAAGGUCUCGCCACAGCCAUCACAGGCGAUUCCUGGACUCUCGACGAGGCAACACUGCCCAUCGCCAUGAGCUUCGCACCUUGGUCCCCGCAGCAAGGCAGCAUCGAAGCGGUCUCCAGUGAAGCCGAAGAUGCCAUCAAUUCUGCAGCGUACGCAGAGCUGGACCAGGACAUUGCCAAACAGACCAACUCUGGAAGUCUCUACUACGAUGGCAAAGCUCUGGCCAAAUUCGCUGCCAUCUGCUACACCGCCAACGACAUUGCCAACAACAAGACUCUCGCCGCGACUGGCCGCCAGCUACUCGAGACAGCGUUCGCUCUGCAUGUUGACAACCAGAUGCCCACACCACUCGUCUACGACACACGAUGGGGUGGCGCAGUAAGUUCAGGUAGCUACGGCAACGACAACUCCGGCGUUGACUUUGGCAACACGUACUACAACGACCACCAUUUCCACUAUGGCUACUUUGUCUACGCCGCCGCUGUGAUCGGCUACCUUCGACCUGCCUGGCUGAACGAAGGCACGAACAAGGCGUGGGUCAACAUGCUGGUCCGUGACUAUGCCAAUUCUGUCAACAACGACCCGUACUUCCCUUUCCAGCGCAUGUUCGACUGGUACCACGGCCAUAGCUGGGCGCACGGGAUAAUCGAGUCCGCCGACGGCAAAGACCAGGAAUCGUCCUCUGAAGAUACCAUGGCCUCCUACGGAAUGAAGAUGUGGGGCCAGAUCAUCGGCGACACCAACAUGGAAGCUCGUGGGAACCUGAUGUUGGCUGUUCAGGCCCGAAGUCUUCAGCAUUACUACCUCCUUGCCAACGACAACACGGUGCAGCCGAGCAAUUACAUUGGCAAUAAAGCCGGCGGGAUCAUGUUCGAGAACAAGAUGGAUCAUACGACGUACUUUGGCACCGAGCCGGAGUAUAUCGAGGGGAUCCAUAUGCUGCCCCUCAUGCCCUUCAGCACUCUCUCCCGCACACAGACGUUCGUGCAACAGGAAUGGAACGCCUAUUUCGGGUCCUCCGGGAUCAAACCCGCUGCGAGCGUCACGGGCGGGUGGAGAGGUAUCCUGGUCGCUAACCAAGCUAUCUUCGAUGCGAAAACAGCUUACUCCUUCUUCAGCUCUAGUACUUUCGACAUCAGUUUUCUCGACAACGGAGCAAGUCAGACUUGGUAUCUGGCUUGGUCCGCAGCUCUGGGAGGAUCGCCGGCCUCGAAGAAGGUCAAGAGGAGUGCUGAGAUGAAUGUGGAGGCGCAUUUGGAGAGGAAAGGCGAGAUUGUGAGUCAUAAGUUGGGAAAUGAGGAUGGGUAUAUUGGGGCGACUCCGACGAGGAGAAGUGGGCGAUCGUCCAGGCUGCAGCAGCGGAUGAGUGGAUGA
Recurvomyces mirabilis is the source of this 3147-nucleotide messenger RNA. It is a transcript of the gene ACF2, whose product is annotated as endo-1,3-beta glucanase. The coding region runs from base 1 to 3147 and encodes 1048 amino acids. The transcript is spliced from 2 exons. The record is from RefSeq and is a predicted model, not a curated record. Gene Ontology annotation, cellular component: cell surface. Gene Ontology annotation, molecular function: endo-1,3(4)-beta-glucanase activity; glucan endo-1,3-beta-D-glucosidase activity. Lineage: Eukaryota; Fungi; Ascomycota; Dothideomycetes; Mycosphaerellales; Teratosphaeriaceae.